This is a messenger RNA of Closterium sp. NIES-65, 1107 nucleotides long. Lineage: Eukaryota; Viridiplantae; Streptophyta; Zygnematophyceae; Desmidiales; Closteriaceae. The record is from the annotation of a GenBank genome assembly.
AUGCGCUCUAGUAUGAGCCGCCGCCGCCGAGCCGCCCAGCAACCGAGCCGCCGGGCCACCGAGCCGCCCAGCAACCGAGCCGCCGAGCCGCCCAGCAGCCGAGCAGCCGAGCCGCCCAGCAGCAGAGCCGCCAAGCCGCCUAGCAGCCGAGCAGCUCAGCCGCCGGGCCGCCGAGCCGCCAAGCAGCAGAGCCGCCGAGCCGCCCAGCAGCCGAGCAGCCGAGCCGCCGAGCCGCCCAGCAGCCGAGCCCCCGAGCCGCCCUGCAGCCAAGCCGCCCGCACCGCCGAGUCACCCGAGCCGCCCUGUCUGGUAAAUGACCAGCAGCUUUUCUUACAGUACGAUAGGGCAGACGGCCUCUCCCUCUUUGACCUCACUUCUGGUGCCUCUCCUGCCCCCGCUGCUGAUGCUGACGCCACUGUUCGCUCACAGUGGGCCACGCGCGAUGCCGCUGCACGUCUUGCUGUGUGUCGCCACCUGCCUACCUCUGAGCGUGCGCACUUUAGCCAGUACAAGAGUGCUCAGACCUUGUACGACGCUGUAGUUGCGCGCUACUCCUCCCCUGCCACUGCCGCACUGAGCCGCCUCGUGCUACCGUACCUCUUCCCUGACCUUGCUGCCUUUCCCACAGUCACUGACCUCAUUACGCACCUCCGCACUAGUGACACUCGCUACCGCGCUGUGCUUCCUGCUGAACUCUGCGCCAAGAACCCCCCCCCCAUAUACAUCACCCUCUACUACAUAGUCGCCCGUCUCCCUGACUCCCUCCGAGUAUUCAAGGACCACUUUCUCUCUGUUUGCCCCACCACUCUCACCGUUGACCUCCUCGAGAAGGCCCUCCUAGAAGCAGAGAAGAGCAUAGUCGCUGUAGGAGGCUCUCGUGGUGACCCCCGCACCCCCGUCUUUGAGGGGUGUUCUCCCUCCCUCCUCUUGCCCUCUGUUGCUUCUGCUGCUGCGGCCGACCUCGUUGGUUUCGAGUCGGUCGGCGCUGCGUCUGCCCCUUCGGGGAAGCACUGCACAGGCAAGGGCAAGGGGGGCAAGGGCGCUGGAGGAGCUGGCGGGGGUGGUGGAGGUGGCGGUGGAGCCGGCGGAGGGGGUGGGGUGGCAUGA